Molecule: messenger RNA, 1474 nt
Organism: Telopea speciosissima
Lineage: Eukaryota; Viridiplantae; Streptophyta; Magnoliopsida; Proteales; Proteaceae
Exons: 3
Coding region: 182-940 (252 amino acids)
Molecular function (GO): polysaccharide binding
Source: RefSeq, a predicted model, not a curated record
CAAGUCAACAACAUUUCUGAGAUAGACAGGUUCCCCACAGGCACCCUGAUCAGUUCCGGUAAAUUGUUCAUGUUUUGAAAAAUUCUAUCAGCACAACACCUUCUACACCUUGAAAGCCGGCGACACAUAUUUUACAGUUGCCAACAACACUUACCAGGGUCUCACCACUUGCAAAGCCCUGAUGAAUCAGAAUCUGUUGGUGGGAUCACAACUGUUGGCCCCAUUAAGAUGUGCUUGCAGUACUAGGAACCAGACUGGUAGUGGUGUGCGAUUCUUGCUGACUUACCUGGUUACAUGGGGUGAUUCUGUAUCUUCAAUUGGUGAGAUAUUUGGUGUCGAUGAACAGAGCAUAAACAAUGUGAACGAUUUGUCCUUUGAUAGUGUUAUAUAUCCAUUUACACCCAUUUUAGUUCCGCUUAAAACCAAGCCUACAAUGAGAAAAAAUGAAAUUCCUCCACCACCACCAGUGUCUCCAACUCCAUCAUUUGUUCCUGCUGGAGGAACACCAAUGGCAAAGGAUGGUUGCAAGGAGAAAUGUGGGAACAUCAGCAUUCCAUACCCAUUUGGCAUUGGGAACGAAUGCUACUUCAACAAAUGGUUUGAGAUCCUUUGCAAUGACUCCAAUUCUAAUCCUUCGGUGCCCUUCCUGCAAAACCUAGAUGUAGAAGUUCUAGAAUUCUUGCCGGAUUAUACUGUGUAUGUGGUCUAUACUUCGGUUGCUUCAACCUGUCACCAGAGAAGUAACACAGAGUUAUCAGAAGCCAUAGAUUUCCCCUUCACCUUCUCUGUUACCCACAACAAUUUCACUGCCAUUGGAUGUGAUAUUUCUGUCGCCUUCACUCGUGUCAAUGGUGGAAAAGUUGCAAACGGGGUGUAUGUCAGUUGGUACCAACAAUACCAUGCCUACCAUAAGCUCUAUCAUUUCUUCUUGUUCAGGUAAUGGUUGCUGCAAAACACCCAUUCCAAGCAAUGUUCAGUUGUUUACUGUGAAGGUCUAUAACUUGUUUGUCUGGGGCAUCCAAUUCCUGCGGCGUAGCCUUUCUAACGGAUAGAAAUUUUUCAGAGUACAAGCAGUUUGAUCUCUCCAGUAUUAAGAAUGAACUCAAUUCUACUAACUACCGUAUUCCGGUAGUGCUGGAUUGAGUGAUAGUGAACAGCAUAUGCGAAGAAGCUCGCAAAGUAAGUAGCGUGCAAGGUUAUGCUUGUGGCAAGAAUAAUCACUGCAUUGACUCUGAUAAUGGCCCCGGAUACCGCUGUAGUUGCUCGGAAGGCGUUCAAGGGAAUCCAUAAUUGCCUUCUGGAUGCAGAGGAGAAGGAAGUAAAGCAAGAACUCCUAUGGUUGUGAUAGUCUCUCUAGGUAUUGGAAUAGCAAUGGCUUUGAUAAUUCUAGCCUCUGUCAGUCUCUGGUUGUAUCCUAAUAUGUCAAAAGACAACAAAUCAAACUAAAGCAGAAGUUUUUCAAGAAAAAUGGUGG